AUUGUUUGUUUUCCUUUUUUAUGCCUUUUUAAAUGGAUUUUGCCAAGAAAAUACUCGGAAAAUACGGCUGGAAGGAGGGCGACGGGCUGGGCAAGAACAACACGGGCAUCGCUGCUCCUCUAAAAGCCAGUUUGAAGUUCGACAACGCGGGAUUGGGAGUGGAUCGCGCCAAGGAAUUCAAUGACCACUGGUGGGAGCGAUGUUUCAACGAGGCGGCCAGCAAUGUGGAUGUCCAAAUCGGGCAGGAUGGCAAGGUGCUGACCGCCAGGAAGCAGGGCGAGGAGGCGGUGGAGAUCUCCACCAGCGGCUUCUCCGCCAGGAAACUCAAGAGGGCCAAGGAGCAGCACGAAAGCGACGGAAGAGCCACCUACGACAACUUUCUGCAGACAUCGCUGCUCACCCAGGAAGGCGGCGAGGUGGAGACCUCCGAGCGCAUCAAGGUGGAGGACAUCGAGGUCACCAAAGUGACGGUGCUCACCGACGAGGAGCUCUUCAAGGCCUGCGGCGGCCGGACGGCGCACAAGGGAGCCCGGCAUGGCCUCAAAUUGAGCGGGAAGAUCGCCCGUUUGGAGCAGCAGGAGCGCGAGAUGCUGGAGAAGCUUCAGGGCAAGCUAAGGCCUAAUCCUGGAACAGAUUCCGACCAGAAAUCCAAUGUGGUAUCCCAAAAACCAGAGGAAGAUACAGUUGAGCAGCUGGAGAAGCCCAAAAAGAAGAAAAAGGCUAGGAAAGAAGCGUCUUUGGAGGAGGAAGCAGUUGACCAGCUGGAGGAGCCCUUAAAAACCAAAAAGAAAAAGAUGGACAAGGCGGAGAAAUCAGAAGAGGUUGUUCCAAGCGAGGAAACCCAAGAAGAACCUGUAAAGAUUAAAAAGAAAAAGGAUAAAACGAAAAAGUCAGUAGAGGAAGUCCAAGAAGAUACAGAAAACCAAGUGGAAGAGCCUGUAAAGACAAAAAGAAAGAAGGAUAAAAAAGCGGAGAAGCUACAAGAAGUGUUAGAAGCAACUGAAGAACCUGUAAAGUCCAAAAAGAAGCGGAAAAAUGAGGAUUCCACUGAGGAAACCGAAAUCCCCAUAAAAAACAAAAAGAAGAAAAGGAACCAGGAAGAAUAACAAUAGUUUUAAGCUAGUCUAAGAUAAACUAU
Drosophila takahashii is the source of this 1138-nucleotide messenger RNA. Its product is annotated as G patch domain-containing protein 4. Gene Ontology annotation, molecular function: nucleic acid binding. The record is from RefSeq and is a predicted model, not a curated record. Lineage: Eukaryota; Metazoa; Arthropoda; Insecta; Diptera; Drosophilidae. Gene Ontology annotation, cellular component: nucleolus.